Molecule: messenger RNA, 1926 nt
Organism: Pangasianodon hypophthalmus (striped catfish)
Lineage: Eukaryota; Metazoa; Chordata; Actinopteri; Siluriformes; Pangasiidae
Product: complement factor H
Exons: 15
Coding region: 565-1815 (416 amino acids)
Source: RefSeq, a predicted model, not a curated record
UGUGUGUGUGUGUGUGGAUGGGUGGGUGGGUGUCUGAAAAACCGGAACAACCCGGCAAUAUUAAGGCGAAUACUCUGAUGAGAGGUAGUCUACAGACGAGUGGAUUACAGCGAAAGCUCCAUAAACUUUAAUGAACAGGAUUAUAUUCAGCAACUUGUUUUACUGGAAACAUUACUGAGGAAACUUCAUGUCGGACUAUUAACCUUAUUCUGCGCUCUUUAGUUUUCACCUCAAGACGGCAACAUUCCGAGACUAUUUUAUUUAUUUAUUUAUUUAUUAUUGAAGAUUCUCUGGAUAACUGAUGAGGGUGAAGAUGAGCUUGUGGACACUGCUGUUGUUCUUGCUGGCUUUUGUGUCCAGGGGAAAAGCUGGGUAACGUCCUGUUAACUUGAGAUCAUCGGAUUUGGAGAUGUCAUUGAAUACAGCUGUGAGGACAAAUACACUCUUGUAGGCAACAGAUCUGUUGUUUGUCAGGAAAAUGGGAAUUACAGUUCACUUCCACAGUGCCAAGGUGAAUGUCCGAGACCUGUCCCGGAGGGUAACGUGCUGUUAACUGAAUCUGCUAUGCUGAAAAAUAAUUUUCCUGAUGGAUCUGAAGUCACUCUGAAGUGUGCUACUGGCUAUGUGGUGGUGCAAGGCUCUAACACCAUUCAGUGUGUCAGUGGUGAAUGGAGCAAACAGGAGCUGACUUGUAAAAAAAAAGACUGUGGUCUUCCUAGAUCAACCCCUAAUAUGAAUUAUCACAUCCCCACUGACACAUUGUUUGGUGCAUACAUCAGACCAGUUUGUGACCGUGGAUAUUACCUUCAGGGUUCCAGCUAUAGGCAGUGUCAUGCAAAUGGCUGGGGUGGAAGGUCACAGUGUCUGUUGGUCACCUGUGGGAAGCUUCCUGAGAUUCCUCACUCUGUUAUAGUCAGUGAACCAGCCAAGGAGAUCAUCGGAUUUGGAGAUGUCAUUGAAUACAGCUGUGAGGACAAAUACACUCUUGUAGGCAACAGAUCUGUUGUUUGUCAGGAAAAUGGGAAUUACAGUUCACUUCCACAGUGCCAAGGUGAAUGUCCGAGACCUGUCCCGGAGGGUAACGUGCUGUUAACUGAAUCUGCUAUGCUGAAAAAUAAUUUUCCUGAUGGAUCUGAAGUCACUCUGAAGUGUGCUACUGGCUAUGUGGUGGUGCAAGGCUCUAACACCAUUCAGUGUGUCAGUGGUGAAUGGAGCAAACAGGAGCUGACUUGUAAAAAAAAAGACUGUGGUCUUCCUAGAUCAACCCCUAAUAUGAAUUAUCACAUCCUCACUGACACAUUGUUUGGUGCAUACAUCAGACCAGUUUGUGACCGUGGAUAUUACCUUCAGGGUUCCAGCUAUAGGCAGUGUCAUGCAAAUGGCUGGGGUGGAAGGUCACAGUGUCUGUUGGUCACCUGUGGGAAGCUUCCUGAGAUUCCUCACUCUGUUAUAGUCAGUGAACCAGCCAAGGAGAUCAUCGGAUUUGGAGAUGUCAUUGAAUACAGCUGUGAGGACAAAUACACUCUUGUAGGCAACAGAUCUGUUGUUUGUCAGGAAAAUGGGAAUUACAGUUCACUUCCACAGUGCCAAGAGAGACAAGGCCAUGAGAGAUAUUUUUCAACAUACUCAGUUGUUAUUGGAUUGACUGCCAUAUUGGCUGCAGCCAUAGCCAUUGUUAUUUUAAUAUGGUGCCUUGUACAGCGUUACCAGAAACGAAAAGGAUCAUAUGACACUGGGGAAGAAAUGAGGAAAAAAGAAGCAUUAAUGCAAGAAAACUGUUACUCCAACAUCCGGGUCCAAUCCAAGGCCCCGUAAUCGCAUUGCUCCUGCCUGCUGAUCUGCUUCUGAUCCAUGCAGUGGCCAGGAGCACAGUAUUACCUCUGUAAAGUGACCAAAAUGUUUUAUUCACACAUUAUUCUAACUAUU